This is a messenger RNA of Cephus cinctus (wheat stem sawfly), 3722 nucleotides long. RefSeq names its product DNA replication licensing factor MCM4 (gene dpa). Gene Ontology annotation, biological process: mitotic DNA replication initiation; DNA replication; DNA strand elongation involved in DNA replication. Gene Ontology annotation, cellular component: nucleus; MCM complex. Bases 185 to 2860 code for a protein of 891 amino acids. The record is from RefSeq and is a predicted model, not a curated record. The transcript is spliced from 6 exons. Gene Ontology annotation, molecular function: ATP binding; single-stranded DNA helicase activity; single-stranded DNA binding. Lineage: Eukaryota; Metazoa; Arthropoda; Insecta; Hymenoptera; Cephidae.
AAACAGGCUCAUUGGCAAUCCCCUAUUCAUCUCUGGUAUCACAUGGUGAAAAUCGAGUAUGGUUAGAUUAAUCGAUUUAGGUAUUCGAUAGUACUCUAGUUUUCGCGGGAAAACCAGCUUGGGUAGUUGUAUAUGUAUGAAGAAGCGUGAACGUAGUUAUCAAGAAUUCUGAAUUAUUGUCAACAUGUCGAGUCCUAUGAAACACCCGCGAACACCGUUACAUCCAGAUGACACGGAUUCAAGAACUGGGACUCCAAGACGCCAUCCGAAAACACCAAAUUCAAAAGGUACUUCAUCAGCCAAGGGUACACCCAGAAGAAAUGUAACUCCCAGUAAGACAGGCACUCCACAAAGAGGAGCUAGUAGUUCAACGAUUGAUACUCCAUUACGAUGGGGCAGUUUACGGUCUCAGCAGACCAUUGCUGCUUCUUCAGAUGGUCCAGCUUCAAUUCCUGCAUCAUCUCCGAACCAUAUACUUCAGACAAGUCCAAUUGCUGCAGGGAUAAGUGAAAUAGAUCUUUCCUCACCUUUGAAUUAUGGUACUCCUAGUUCUUUAGGGUCCAUACGUUCUCCUCGCAGUGGGAUUCGUGGUACUCCCAUAAGACAAAGACCAGACAUCAGAACAGAUAAACGUAUAAGACAAGUGAAUCUAGCAGAUCCAAUUCCUGAGGAGAUACAGACUCCAACUCACUCAGAGAGUGAGAAUGGAGGACUGCAACUUGUCAUUUGGGGAACGAACGUUGUUGUGAACCGCUGUAAAGAACAGUUCAAACGUUUUAUACAACGUUUUAUCGAUCCUGAUGCUGAAAAUGAUGAAUUACCAGAAAAUUUAAAUUUAUCUGAACCCUUAUACUUACAAAAGUUGGAUGAAAUUCAUACUCUAGAAGAACCAUAUUUAAAUAUAAACUGUGCCCACUUAGAAGCGUUUGAUGAACAAUUAUAUAGACAACUGGUUUGCUAUCCUCAAGAAGUUAUUCCCACAAUGGAUAUGGCUGCCAAUGAAAUGUUCUUUGGGAAGUACCCUGCAGCUGUUUUAGAACACCAAAUACAAGUGCGCCCAUUUAACGUUGCCAAAACAAAGAACAUGCGUCAAUUGAAUCCCGAGGAUAUCGAUCAGCUUAUCACUAUGUCAGGAAUGGUAAUUAGGACAUCCAAUGUAAUACCAGAAAUGCGUGAAGCCUUCUUCAAGUGUAUCGUAUGCUCUUAUAGCACAAUGGUGGAGAUUGAUAGAGGCCGUAUUGCAGAACCUACUGUUUGUACGAAUUGCAAUAACACCUACUGCUUCUCAUUGGUGCAUAACCGUAGUCACUUCUCAGACAAGCAGGUGGUUAAGCUUCAGGAAUCACCCGACGAUAUGCCUGCUGGUCAGGCACCUCAUACGAUUGUUCUCAUUGCUCAUAACGAUCACGUCGAUGCACUUUCGCCGGGUGACAGAGUCGCAGUUACAGGAAUAUUCCGUGCACUUCCUUUACCAGUUAAUCCAAGGCAAAGCAAUAUUCGUGCUGUUUAUAAGACACAUAUCGACGUGGUCCAUUUCAGGAAGCAGGAUUCCAAGAGGCUGUAUGAGGUACAAGAGGGUAAGGAUCACGCAUUUCCACCAGACAGAGUUGAAUUGCUGAAGCUGCUGUCCCAGAAAGAGGAUGUCUACGAGCGUCUAGCACGUAAUAUUGCUCCAAGUAUAUAUGAUAAUGAAGACAUUAAGAAGGGAAUAUUACUUCAACUUUUUGGUGGUACCAAGAAGACUCACACUUCUGCAGGGAGGAUGCAUUUCCGUGCGGAAAUAAAUAUUCUCCUUUGUGGUGAUCCUGGUACUAGUAAAUCUCAGCUUCUACAAUUUGUCUACAAUCUGGUACCUCGUUCCCAAUACUCCAGCGGGAAGGGUUCCAGUGCUGUAGGCCUUACCGCUUAUGUUACCAAGGAUCCGGAGACUCGUCAACUGGUUCUACAGACUGGUGCACUCGUCUUGGCGGAUAAUGGAAUAUGCUGUAUUGAUGAAUUUGAUAAGAUGAAUGAUAGUACGCGUUCCGUCUUACACGAGGUUAUGGAACAACAGACACUCAGCAUCACCAAAGCUGGUAUCAUUUGUCAACUGAAUGCCAGGACUAGCAUAUUAGCAGCCGCUAACCCUUGCGAGUCCCAAUGGAACAAGAAUAAAACGGUUAUUGAGAACGUCAUGCUGCCCCACACGUUGAUAUCCCGGUUUGACCUUGUGUUCCUGAUGGUGGAUCCUCAGAAUGAAUUAUUUGACAGAAGAUUAGCUCGUCAUAUGGUAACUUUAUACUAUGGAACACCUCCUGAGGAUGAGGAUGAUCUGGUGGAUAUGAGUAUCCUCCGUGAUUACAUCGUCUAUGCUAAAGAACACGUACAUCCAACUCUUAGUGAGGAAGCUCAACAACGGUUUGUUCAAGCAUAUGUAGACAUGCGUAGAGUGGGAAGUACACGUGGACAAAUCACAGCGUAUCCUAGACAACUAGAGUCUCUUAUCCGAUUGGCAGAAGCUCAUGCAAAGGUGCGAUUCAGUAAUACCGUCGAGAUAGAGGAUGUAGAGGAAGCAUGGAGGCUACAUCGUGAGGCAUUGAAACAAUCAGCUACUGAUCCUAUGACUGGAAAAAUUGAUGUUAGCAUCCUUACCACUGGCAUGACAGCAGCUGCUAGAAAUCGAAGAGUCCAGUUCACAGCUUUCCUUAAACAAUUUAUAAAAUCAAAAGGCAAAUCUACAUUGAGUUAUCAGAAAAUUUUCAAUGAAGUAAAGGAAAAAUCACAAGUGUUAAUUACACGAGAUAUAUUUGAGGACUCGUUGAAAGAGUUACAGGAUGAAGGUGUUAUAGUAGUCGGCAUGAACAACAUCCGGGUGCACUAAGUGUUGAUUCAAGUGAUUAUCUGUGUCAAUGAACUAAGCUUAAAUCCUGAAAGGGAACAUUAAAUACUUCUGCCAGUAAUUUCCUUCAAAAGUCUAAAAUAAUGGACUCAUGAUGAUUGAAGAGAACUUUAAAUUUUUAUUAAAUGAGAAAAUGUAAACUGCAACAGGUUAUCACCAUUGGUAACACUUAUAUCAGUCGAAGGGACGUGUGUAUUUCCAAACUUACUUUUAAUAUUUUGUUGUUGGAAAACAGCUUGAAAUUAUAGUCUAAGCAAAUAUCUAGGAAAGAGACAGCAUCCUUAACUGAUAUAUAUUUUUAAGGCUGAUAUAUGUACACAUAUUCGGAGCGUUAUAGUCAGAAGCCUGGAAAAGGAAAAGAAAGCUUUACAAUCAUUUUCCUUGCGCGCUUUAAGUACUAUAAUUCAUCCAAUUAUUGGUUCAGCCACUAUCCUUUUAUAACACGAAAGAUGGGUCAUCUGUGUUUAAAUCUACUAAAUUUUCUAAUUGGAAGAAAAGUAUACAAAAAUGAAGCAAACGUAAUAGCGUCCUCCACGAGGAUCUCAAGACCAGAUUUUUGUGAAUUUUAAAUUUAAAUAACCCGACUUGUUUUAAAGUAUAAGAAAGAUGGCUAAAUCAAUAAUGUAUCAAAUAAUUGAAAACAAAAGGAAAAAAUGGUUGUGAAGGGUACUCGCUUUUGACAUCAUCAUUCCGUAUACGUGUGCACCCACAGAUCUAGCCUAUAGCAUCCUUAAGUUCAGAAAAAACGGAACAACGUUUUAAGGGAUGACCGUCAAACUUUACUUGUUAUCAUUAUCUAAUCUACAAGAAUUUGUUUUCUAAUAAAAGUUUCGGUACUCUAAAA